AAGAAUGUUCAGUGCGUUCAGCCUUUAAGGCAGGACUGGGCAGCCGUGCGGGGCUGCCUGAGGUGAUCACGGAUCAGAAGCGGGUCUCUGGGAGAGGCCGGGGUCCAGGUUCAUCGGUGGUGCUGCCCGAGCAAUGGGUGGCUGUUCCUUCUUAAUUAAUGUAGCCGUUUGUAAAAGUCACUAGUGUGAGCUGAAGUUACGUGGCACAGAAGUGUCUCUGUGGGCUGAACUGUAAACAAAUGAAAGUGCUCAGUUGGUUUUCCCCUUCACCAAAGAUGACCUCCUGUAACGUCCCCUUUCUGGUGCAAAACAAGGAAGGGCAGAACCGGACACGGGGACAGUCCCUCCUGGCUCUCAGAGCUGCUUCCAUCAUCCCAGGGCUGGGGAAUCUACAAGGAGGAGGGAUUGGUAAUGGUGCCACCACAGCUUGUCUCACAGAUGGCACAGAAAGGAAUAACCUGAUAUCAGGGUGUCUGUAUUCCUGCCAAAAGCACAGAUGAUAUUGCCUAGCUUGUUUUAAAGUGGGCCCUGCUGGAAAUUCUGUGUUUCACUCGUCAUCUGUGCUGUUGCAGCCGACUUCAGUAACCAAGCUGAGGCUGCUGAGCUGCUGUGUCAGAGCUGUGGCUGGAUUUGUGCUAAAGGUGCAAAGGAAGGGGUUCUGAGGUUUAGCGCAGAAAGUGAUGCACUGAUACACCACCAUUCACUGUGCUUGGUGUUUGUGUGCAGUGUGUGAAGAACACAUGGCAACUCCGUCGACACAAAACACAAUCAUCACUUAAUUGCAGUGAUGAUUCACCUGCUCAUAAAGCUCUGAAUGGAGCUGGUGAGCUCCAGACCUGUGUGGGACAGUAAGAUCCAUCCUCUUACUGCAAUGUGGAUGUAGAAACAUCUGCACUGUGCGAUACCAGUUAAAUGGCUGCUCACAUGUUUCUCUGGGGUCGGUUCUAAACACAUUUUCCGUGCAAGAGGUCAGUUGGGACCCAAGAGCCAAAGGAGUGCCUUCUCCAUAUUUGAAUUGCCACUGCCUACAGACAGACUGUUGGUAAAAUUAAUUUGACACCUUCCAGUCACAGGACACACCAGGAGCAGAGCACCCAGACCCAGCCAAUACUGCUUAACUCCAUUUUAAGCAUAUCAAGUACAUCUUGCUGCCGAAUGACAGAUUUCUUGCCAAGAGAAGCCUGCCUGUGAGAUCCUCGCGGAGAGCUUGUUGGCAGCAAUGGUCAGUCGUGGCUUCUGAGCUGUGUUUUCAUCAGAUUUAUUGUCAGCCAGUUGUCUGGAGGUUCUGUAGGGUCAGUGUGGAGCAGCACAGGGAGUAUUUCAGUGCCACGCUGAAACCAAUUUGUUCGGUUCCGCAGCGAUCCCGUGCCGUGAUUUCACCGCCGCCCUGCUCUGAGGACUCUUUCCAUCAUGACCUCCUUCGAGGAAGCCGAAACGGAGGAAACAGUGACGUGCCUCCACCUGACCUUCUACCACCCUGGGCAGGAGGAGAAGAUGAUGUUCCGCUGCCUGAACUUCUGCAAGCGCGAGCAGGUCAGGGCGGACGACACGGCCAAGUUCGGCCGCGACUCCAGCGUCUGCCGCUACAGCCUGCUGGACACGCGCGUCUCCCGCAUCCAGUUCUCCCUGCAGUUCUACAGGAAGCUCCACACCUCGGAAUGCGCCUUCGAGAUAAAGAACCUGAGCAAGAAGACAAAGCUGACUGUCAACCAGACAGAACUGGGCCACCUGAACAAAAUCGACCUGCCCUGGAAGUGCAUCAUCUGUUUUGGGGACUACCAGAUCCUUGCAGAGAUUCAAGAAGGGGAGUCCGUGGAUUAUUUUGAGACUCACUUGCACUUGGCUGAAGCACCCAUCUUACAGGAAAGGUGCCUGCCAUCCCUGCAGCCUAUACCCGAGAAUGGCAUUUCUCCUUCCUUAUUUCUUCCCCAAGGCAAAAGCCCCACAGAGAUUGACGAAAAUGAGCUGUGCUAGCGGGGAGGAGGAGGCUGGAUCAGGUUCCAGCAUGGACAGCUCUCACCUCAGUCCAGUGUUCUUGGUGGUGCUCACUGACUUGCUUGCACAUCAGUCUUCUUUAUUUGGUGUUUCCAGCACAGGCAUUCCAGAGCACUGUUCCACAGAAAUGGAUUCCUGCCACCGCCUUCACUGAGGCCUGAGGACUCUCUGAUGCCCAGAAGGGUGUGGGAGAGAGGGACAGGACUCAAAUCCAUGGCAGCAGGGUCAAUCCCAGAACCCUGGCUAAGUGCCUUGAUGGGAUAUUUAACAGGCAUUAACACAGAGCACGCACAGCAGGGUUUUGAUCCCAGACAAGGGGUGGCACAACGUCUUGUUGCACAUUAUACUUUGUGCUUUGCUUUGUACACAAAAUUCCAAACAGUAUUUGCAAGCCCAGGUUGUAACUUCACAGAUUUUGCAACUUGGAAACACUUUGCCCUUUUAAGUUUAUGUUUUUA
Molecule: messenger RNA, 2453 nt
Organism: Ficedula albicollis (Collared flycatcher)
Lineage: Eukaryota; Metazoa; Chordata; Aves; Passeriformes; Muscicapidae
Gene: TIFA
Product: TRAF interacting protein with forkhead associated domain
Exons: 2
Coding region: 1411-1974 (187 amino acids)
Biological process (GO): canonical NF-kappaB signal transduction
Molecular function (GO): protein binding
Source: RefSeq, a predicted model, not a curated record